Raphanus sativus (radish) is the source of this 1097-nucleotide messenger RNA. RefSeq lists its product as uncharacterized. Bases 66 to 833 code for a protein of 255 amino acids. The transcript has a single exon. The record is from RefSeq and is a predicted model, not a curated record. NCBI's taxonomy places the organism in Eukaryota, Viridiplantae, Streptophyta, Magnoliopsida, Brassicales, Brassicaceae.
UCUUCACAUCUUAUUAAAGCUUUAAAAAACAAUACCUCUCUCUCUCUCUAGUCUCUACAAGCUCAAUGCCUCAAGUGGAUCUUGAAGCUUUUGUUUCUUCAGUAUGCGCCGGUGGUUCCGACCGGAAGAUCGCAUGCGAGUCAACCUACGUCGACGACCCGGACGCCAUCGCUUACUACAAAAACUCCUCCGCUAGUCCGACUGAUUUUCCACCGGAGUCUUAUUACAUAACCAAAGAUGCUCAGCUCGAGUGGCUCACCGACAACGCCUUCUUCGACCGCAAAGAAUCACAGAGAGGAAGCUCAGCACAUAUCAACUCCAACCCCAACUCGAACCCCAGCUCUCAGCGGUUUCUACUCAGCUCCAAAGCGUCCAUCAUCGGUUUGCCGAAGCCGCAGAACACUUGUCUAAAAGAAGCGAAGCAGCGGAGAAACGGCGGAAAAAAGGAAAAGAAUAACAGAGUCUUCUUGAAACGGGUCGGGUCGAGAAUGAAGUCGGAUCCUUCGCAGCUCGAGCCUUCUUCUCCUAAAGUCUCUUGCACCGGUAGGGUGAGGUCCAGACGAGAAAGAAGCCGACGCAUGCGCCGUCAGAAAUCGGUUCGACCGGAGAAGGCGAACCGGGUCAAGAAACCGGGGUUUAUGGCGAGUUUCAGAGCCAUCUUCAGGAGCAAAGGCGGCUGCAAAGAUGGGACCCACACGACGCCGGUCAUGGCACCACGUGACGACAUCAGGAGCCGGCUUCCGGUGGAAGAGGUUGAACCGGUGGUUCCCGGUUUGGGUGGGAUGAACCGGUUUGCUUCUGGAAGAAGAGGGGAUUUGUUGGGUGGAUAUUGACAAAAAGUGUAAUGUUUUAGUGAUUGGUUGUCUUUGUCCUGGUUUUGGUGGGACCUGUUUUUUAGCGUUCUGGUUGUGUGUUUUUUUUGAAAAGUCGUUGGCGCUGACGUGGCGAGUGGUUAACGGUUUUGAGGAACACGGCACCCGCGUAGGCGGUGUGAAUGCUACCCACCACACUGUGUGCUAAUGUUCUGUUUUGUAUAUUGUUUAUAUGGAGGCUUUGUUUUGCAUUCAGUCAUUAAAGUAGAUUUUCUUUUGUGUGUA